Messenger RNA from Amphimedon queenslandica, 1423 nucleotides. RefSeq lists its product as uncharacterized. NCBI's taxonomy places the organism in Eukaryota, Metazoa, Porifera, Demospongiae, Haplosclerida, Niphatidae. The record is from RefSeq and is a predicted model, not a curated record. The transcript is spliced from 6 exons. The coding region runs from base 334 to 1335 and encodes 333 amino acids.
GUGGAUAGCACUGUCUAUGAAGCUGCUGCUCAAGGUCUAUGGGGAGGAGAUUUUGAGUUCCCUGGAGGCACACAUCUGAUCAGUAGUGUGUGUUACAUAUCUGUGUCUCCUACUGUUCCUCAACUGGAUAAAGCAGUGACUGUAGAGCUAGUACAUUGUGCUCAUUUGAGCUCUGAAUCUCAGAGUGAGUAUCUGAGCUUUGUAGUAGCUGAGGUUCAACCUGGUAAACAGACCGGCCCUUUUAAGUUUGAGUUGUUACCAGGAGGAUCAUUCUCAGCUGAGUGUCAGACUGGUACUAUAGAAUUGAAGAGUUUCUCACUGGUUGCUAUUGUGAUGGGUACUGUAGCAGUUGGUGGUGUCAGUGUUGCUGCUGGUCUUGCUGCUCGUCUUGCUGCUGGAGCUGCUACUGCAGUGGCUGUUGGUGGUGUUGUUGGAGUAGCAGCAACUAUAGGAAGUUUAGCAUUGAGUGCUGCUUUUAAGAAAGUUCCUUCAUUUCAUUGCCGUGGUCUAUUUUAUAAGAAUUGUUUGCCUGAUAAAGUAGUAAUGAGUCUGGCUGUACUCCAAGAUUUACCUUCAUCUAAAGAACUUUUCCAUGGAGAUUCUACCAUCCAGUCCCUCCUGGGUCAAUUGCAAACGACCUUUCGUUUUACAUUUUCCAAGGACAAAGAACGUCAUUUAAAAGUGACCAAUUUUCCUUCUAAGAAUAUAAAAGGAUGGAGAUUCACUCAAUGCAAUCCUCCUGUGAUCAGUGAGAGUCAUGUUGUUGAUUAUAGUGCUAGUAAAGGUUCUGAGCCUCCAUACAUUCAAGUAUCAGUAAAACCUGAUCAGUCUGAACCUGUUGCUGAUGAGAUGUCCCAUGCUUUAUCUAUUGAUGGUAUACAAACAUCAUCUGAUGCAUCUACUGUUCAAUGGAAUAUUGAAGUAUCUAAGAAUGACUUAUUAUCAACCACUCCUUCAUCAAUUGUUGCUGCCACGUCAACUGAAAGAGCACGAGCAGAGUUAGUUAUUGCACCAGUUAUUCCUGAAGUUGCUUAUAGAGUGGUGUCAGAAUGUAUUUCAGCUUUCAAACACUGUGGGCUUGGUCUUCACUUUUUAGCAGAGAAGUUAUUAGAGAAGAAGAUAAUAAAUAAUAGACAAAAGAAGAAAGCCACUGAUGAAUGCAGUAGAUGUACAACUGAUGAGAGAAUGGAUCAGCUACUUGACAUUAUUAAAGACUCUGUACAACAAGAGGGAAAGGUUUUUGAGUAUAUUUUAGAAAUACUCAAAGAUGAAGAUACCAUACUAGCUAACAAACUGUAUGAUGAUAUGAUUAAUAAAUAUGAACAAUAUAAGUGAUAGCUUUUGUAUUUGUCAAGUAUUUAAUUAUAAUGUGCCUUUUUAUUUUUGAAAAUUAUUAAAUCAAAGCCACCCAUUUUUUGAUGUA